Bombyx mandarina (wild silkworm) is the source of this 1773-nucleotide messenger RNA. RefSeq names its product all trans-polyprenyl-diphosphate synthase PDSS2. Gene Ontology annotation, cellular component: mitochondrion; transferase complex. Gene Ontology annotation, biological process: ubiquinone biosynthetic process; isoprenoid biosynthetic process. Lineage: Eukaryota; Metazoa; Arthropoda; Insecta; Lepidoptera; Bombycidae. Gene Ontology annotation, molecular function: prenyltransferase activity. The record is from RefSeq and is a predicted model, not a curated record.
UUUUGCUGUUUAUGUUCCUGAACGACAUAUGGAAAUGUCAAAAUGUUAUAUCCCUAAAGAUACGCGGAAACCGCGAAUGAGUGUUUUUGGGUUUUUUAUCGUCCUCAUAAUUAUUGAAUAAAUUGAAUGUGACUGUGAAAAAAAUAUUCGUAUAAGUUAUUUACGAAUCAUGUCUUACGCUAUAAUGCGCCAUUUACGUCGUACCGUGAUUUUAACACAACAAAUUCGUUAUGAAACGACCAUGACCAGUGUGACUCAAGAAGACUUUGUAUUUAAACCUCCUUUAACUCACUGGAGCAAACUUAUAAGAGAAGCGGAGAAGAUCGUGGGCUAUCCGACUUCCUUCAUGAAUUUGAGGUGGUUGCUAAGCGACGAAUUUGCUAAUUUGGCCAUGCAUUUGAGAAAAGUGGUUGGCAGCAAUCAUCCAAUAGUCAAAACUGCUAAAAACUUUUUAUACAAUGAACACAACAACCUACAGCCAUGGGGCCUCAUCAUUUUAUUGCUAUCAAAAGCUGUCACUCCAGAGACUUCAUCAUUACAAAAUUCAGCACUCGCCCAAGAUCAAAGGAUACUAGCUGAACUGACAGAAAUGAUUAGAACAGGUCAUUAUGUCCAUCGAGGAUUGUUAAACAUAGCACCUGAUGACCGAGACAGCAGUAUGGCCACAUCUAUGUUCGCAAAUAAAAUAGCCAUUCUCAUUGGUGAUUAUCUACUGGUCACUGCAAACGGAAUGCUUGCUAGGCUUAAAAACCAAGAUUUAUCAUACUUGAUAUCAACAGCAUUGAGAGAUUUGAGCGAAGGAGAGUUCUUUGGUGAAAGGGACAAUCAAAACAUACCCAUACCAGGCAAACCGGUGCCCUUUGAAACUGGAGAGUUCGAUAUAUGCAGUGAUACAACACCGUUAAAAGUUAACAAUAUACUAGGUGAACCAAUUCGGGAAUGGACUCUGAGAACUAUGUUCAAUGGGGGUACAUUAUUGGGCAGAGGUUGUCAAGGCGCAUUACUACUUUCAGGUCACGGUGAAAAAGAACAAGAAAUAGCAUACAAAUUUGGCUGCUAUCUCUGUUUAGCGUGGCAAGCUUCAGCUGAAAUCCAAAAAAUAACAUCCGAUAACAAAGAACAUUACUCAUUAGUCAGUGCACCAGUUUUGUUUGCUUUACAUGAAAACCCUAAAUUAUAUCAUGGUCUAGAAAAUGCUAAGAGCGUUUCAGACAUAGAUUUAGACAAAUUGAAAGUGGAAAUAUUGAGAACUAAUGCUAUAGAACAAACUAGAUCACUCUACAGUGAAAAUGCUAAUAAGGCAUUAAACUACAUUGAGAUGUUCGGUGAUUGUGAAUCUGUUGAUACCAUAAAGAAAAUGAUAAGAACUUUGUAGUUUAACAUUUAUAGACAGAUUUUUUACAUCUUAAAACUGUUCAAUGUUAUGUGGAAAGGAUCUACACCGUGAUCCCACUAUACCCUCAUAAGCAUCUACCUUCCCAGCUCUUCGAAGUAGGUAAAGAGACGCUGUCUUGAGUGACUCCACGCAUGCCCUGCACAGCGGCCCACAAAGAUUUAAUAUUAUAAAUCAGUAAGCAAAAUCUGUGAUUCUGUACCAUUAGCAUGGUUAUUUAAGUAAUGAAAAAUACCCAAUUUUUAUUGAUAGCAUUAUGCUUCAAAUUAUAGGUAUAUUUUCUUGUUACCUUAAUAGAAUGUGACAUAAUUUAUUGUGAGUCUGAAGAUUAAAGAUUAUGGAAAAUAAUGGCUGUAGGCUACUUUCAAUGAUCCUGUGCA